Molecule: messenger RNA, 1554 nt
Organism: Hypanus sabinus (Atlantic stingray)
Lineage: Eukaryota; Metazoa; Chordata; Chondrichthyes; Myliobatiformes; Dasyatidae
Exons: 14
Coding region: 61-834 (257 amino acids)
Source: RefSeq, a predicted model, not a curated record
UUGUGGAUCCAAAGCAAUGGACAGUUUCUCAUUUCAUUCACCGGAGAUGGAGAGAUUACAAUGUAUUUGUUGGUUCCCGAAGAACUUUGGGAAAACCCUCCAACACCAACAAGCCCACAAGCGUUUAUAACUCGCUUCCCGACGAUGGACGUGCUCUCCAGGAGGAUUCGUUGGAAUGCCAUGACCCAGGCAAAUGACUUCAAUCGCACGCUCACGGAGCAGAAUGCCAAAUUCAACAACUCCUUCUUCUUCGUGUCUUUCUGCAAAGGGAAGGUCAGACGCAGCAUACGUACACCUGGAAAUGGGUUUGGCCAAUACAGUCCCCUUGCAGGGACAGCUGUUUUUCAACUUGAGGGGGCCGACGAACACACCGCAACUGAACCUCCGGUGGCUACUCGCCUUGACAGGGCCGACGAACAUACCACAACUGCACCUCCGGUGCCUACUCGCCUUGACAGGUCCGGCGGACGCGUGACAACUGCAUCUCGAAGAGCUUCUCGCCGUGGCAGGAAACGCAAAUGCAACACAUCUCCACCUGCGCGACGUUGUAAAGGGCCGUUGCUUGGCCAACACAGUCCAUUUGCAGGGUGGGCUGUUUUUCAACUUGAGGGGGCCGACGAAGAUACCACAACUGCACCUCCGGUGCCUACUCGCCUUGACAGGCUCAGAAAACGUAGCAUACGCACGUCUGCGGGAGCCCUUACCAGUGGCGAGAGAUCCUUCUGGGGAGCAGAAGUCUCCAUUGGCGGGGUAUCGUAUGACUUCAGCUCGAUGCCGGCAGGUAACGAGGUCUGGUUCGUUGCCACUGGCGAAAUGGAUUGCCCACUCAUGUGAGGACGAGCCCUGGAUCGCCCGCCUUGCUUCGUAUCAAUCAGCGCUUUCGGCACGCUCUCCGCUAACAACGUGUUCCCAUACCGCUGUUCAGUAAUCACAGCACUGGCCUGUUCACCCAGCCUGGCCUCGGCACCCUGUAAACAACACGUGACGGAUCAUAACCCACUCUCACAAUAACCGCAAUGUGGCUGGAUUAGGAGACCAUUUCGAGGACUUCCGGCCACCAUGGUCCUCCACUGACCCAGGAACAUCGCACCGCGUUGAUAAGGGAAGCAGUCCUGAGAAAACUGUGCCCAUGUCGGGAACAGACAGAUGCGUCCUGCCCUGGGGUCUUUUGCAUUCGUGGUGCAAGAGUGAGAUCCGGAAGACAUUAAAAACAUCGAGUCACGCAGGUUUACGCUUGGGGUUUUAAGGGAUGUUUGGGUUUCUUCGGGGAACGCACUGGGGAAGAUGGGGGCCACAGGUCACUUCUGUCUCACCGCCCGCGUGUCGGCGCUGGAGCGGUGCACACACUGGGCAGAACGGGCAGCGGGUGUUCGAUGUGAUCUGCCUCUGUCUCUAUGUAACUACACUGAUUCUCCUGUGCUCUGAUUACGGGAAAGGGUUAAAGUUUUCCGGUUUUCACUUUCUCUGAUAUCGGUACUGACUAUACACUAUGCCGCUGAUCGCUGCCCCGCCGUAGUACAACCGUUACUCCAUCCAGCUGCAUGACUCAAUAAA